Molecule: messenger RNA, 2320 nt
Organism: Oryzias latipes (Japanese medaka)
Lineage: Eukaryota; Metazoa; Chordata; Actinopteri; Beloniformes; Adrianichthyidae
Product: protein transport protein Sec61 subunit alpha-like 1
Biological process (GO): protein transport
Cellular component (GO): membrane
Source: RefSeq, a predicted model, not a curated record
CGUGUAACAGCGGCUCCUCUGGUGGUGACGUGUCUCUCCGGCUCCCUCUUUCCUCUCGGAGCGGCUGAUGGAGCCACACUGACUCCACUGAGCGGUCGACCUGAAGCCAGCAACACGGGAGUUGGGUAACGGAAGCCAUGGGGAUUAAAUUUCUGGAAGUUAUCAAGCCUUUCUGUGCAGUCCUGCCAGAAAUUCAGAAACCAGAAAGAAAGAUCCAGUUUAGAGAAAAAGUAUUAUGGACUGCCAUCACCCUGUUCAUCUUCUUGGUGUGCUGCCAGAUUCCCCUGUUUGGCAUCAUGUCAUCAGACUCAGCGGAUCCUUUCUACUGGAUGAGAGUAAUAUUGGCUUCCAACAGAGGUACUCUUAUGGAGCUGGGUAUAUCGCCCAUCGUCACCUCAGGCCUCAUCAUGCAGCUGCUGGCUGGUGCCAAAAUCAUUGAGGUGGGAGACACCCCAAAGGACAGAGCCCUCUUCAACGGAGCUCAGAAAUUGUUUGGAAUGAUCAUCACCAUUGGACAGGCCAUUGUUUAUGUAAUGACUGGGAUGUAUGGAGACCCUUCAGAGAUGGGGGCUGGGAUCUGCCUGCUCAUCAUCAUUCAGCUCUUUGUCGCAGGUCUGAUCGUCCUGUUGCUGGACGAGCUCCUUCAGAAGGGCUACGGUCUGGGUUCGGGUAUUUCCCUUUUCAUUGCCACCAACAUCUGUGAGACUAUUGUUUGGAAGGCCUUCAGUCCCACAACUGUCAACACAGGAAGAGGCACUGAGUUUGAGGGGGCCAUCAUCGCUCUCUUCCACCUGCUGGCGACCCGCACUGACAAAAUCCGUGCCUUGAGAGAAGCCUUCUACAGACAGAACCUGCCCAACCUGAUGAACCUCAUCGCCACCGUCUUUGUGUUCGCCGUGGUCAUAUAUUUCCAGGGCUUCAGAGUGGACCUGCCAAUCAAAUCAGCUCGCUAUCGUGGUCAAUACAACACGUACCCCAUCAAGCUGUUCUACACCUCCAACAUCCCCAUCAUCCUGCAGUCUGCCCUGGUGUCCAAUCUCUAUGUGAUCUCUCAGAUGCUGUCAACGCGUUUCAGCGGCAACUUUUUGGUGAACCUCUUAGGAACCUGGUCUGACACUUCCAGUGGAGGACCUGCUCGAGCCUACCCAGUGGGCGGUCUCUGUUACUACCUCUCUCCGCCAGAGUCAUUUGGUUCCGUACUGGACGACCCGGUCCAUGCCGCCAUUUACAUAGUCUUCAUGCUCGGCUCCUGCGCCUUCUUCUCCAAAACCUGGAUUGAGGUUUCCGGAUCUUCUGCCAAAGACGUGGCAAAGCAGCUGAAGGAGCAGCAGAUGGUGAUGAGAGGACACAGAGAGACUUCCAUGGUGCACGAACUCAACAGGUAUAUCCCUACAGCCGCUGCAUUCGGUGGCCUCUGUAUAGGCGGCUUGUCUGUCAUGGCGGACUUUCUCGGUGCCAUCGGUUCGGGGACAGGAAUCCUCUUGGCUGUAACCAUCAUCUACCAGUACUUUGAGAUCUUUGUCAAAGAGCAAAGUGAAGUUGGCAGUAUGGGAGCACUUCUCUUCUGAAUUUAAGUCAAUAAAAUGGCAACGUUCUGACACACCAGACUCAAAGAAAUACCCCUGAUUAUGUUUAUUUUAUUUUGUUUUUUUGCAGUUUAUUCAUUGUAAUGUUUGCAGCUGGGAUAGAUGUUUUUACUCUAUCGCCUUUGUUCUCCACCAAACUGUUCACUUGGAAAAACUGUGAUUCUUCCCAGAUUUGAGCUUGGUAAGGAGUCUCUUCAGUCCUUUUAGUCCGAUCGCAGUUCGCCAUCCGUCUGCAGGCUGCCUAAAUCCCCACAGACAACCGUGUCAAAGCACACGGCCGCGAGCGUCUGUCUUUGACUCACCUCGGGCCUUUGUUUUUUUUUGUAGCUUCUUUGAAGAACACUAAGACGCGACAGCUGACAGCAAAGCGCUGGAGGGUUUCAGCGCUUUGGUAGACGGCAGUGACAUGUUCUAACCUGCGGUUUUUGGAGGCCUCGAUUAGGAUGUGAAAAGGAGAAAAACACGUCAUGUUUGUGUUAUUGUCAGAGCAGCGUUGUGACUUUACCAUUUACAAUCACAGACAGUGAUGUUUAUGCUAGUCCUGCAUUGGGCGUGGUGUUAUUUUCUGCCACCUGGUCCUUAAAGGACAAUGUUUCUCAAUGUCAAUGUGCUUUAUUCUGCUGCAGAAUACCGGUCAGGAUGAGGAUGGAUUUGAUUGGUCUGAAAGGUUUUUUUUUUCUUCUUUUUACUUUAUGUAAGACAUAAUUGUGUUAUUAAAGAAGUGUUUUCCAACA